AAAGCGUAGAAACACAUGGCGACAAAUAGUAAUAAAAUGGCAAGUCGUAAAUUUGUUGACGUGUUUAAGAAAACGAAUGGAGUUAUUAUUGGGAUGCUCCAUCUUCCAGCAUUGCCAGGCACACCUAAGAGCACAAUGUCUGUGGCUAAAAUAUGCGAUGUCGUUUUAAAAGAAGCUGAAAUUUACACCAGAGCUGGAUUGGUAAAUUUGUUUUUCAAGCUUUUUAUUUCCCCAUCUAGCAACCUUGUAUUAUAUCUAACAGAUCUUGAUUUCAUUCGAGCCGAAGGUUUUGUGUUUUCUCACAUCGGCGACGAAGGUUUUAUCGAUUCUUGCGCCGCUUCGUUGCUUCGUUACCGGAAGCAAAUAGAAGCUGAUCAUGUUCUUGUGUUUACAGAUAUCAAGAAAAAACACAGUUCACACUCAAUAACCAGCGAUACCAGCAUAUCAGAAACCUCACGGGCAGCAGAAUUCUUUCUUUCUGACGGAGUUAUUGUGACCGGAAAUGAAACUGGAAGUUCGACUGAUUUGAAUCAAAUUAAAGACGUUCAAGAUGAAGUUGGCAUCCCAGUGUUGGUUGGUUCUGGUGUAACAGCCGACAAUGUUGACAAAUACAUCCACACUUCCGCACUCAUUGUUGGCUCUCAUUUCAAAGUUGGAGGUGUUUGGUCAAAUCCUGUUGAUGCAAAUCUGGUGCAAAAGUUCAUGAAGAAAGUCAGAGAGAUGAACAAGUGUUGACGAAUAUUGUGUGAACAGAUUAACUGUGCAAUAAACUAAUACUGUGCAAGGUGUAUUUCCAUUAGUAAAGGCAAAAAUGACCUAAAUAUU
Messenger RNA from Ciona intestinalis (vase tunicate), 825 nucleotides. The record is from RefSeq and is a predicted model, not a curated record. NCBI's taxonomy places the organism in Eukaryota, Metazoa, Chordata, Ascidiacea, Phlebobranchia, Cionidae.